Durio zibethinus is the source of this 891-nucleotide messenger RNA. RefSeq lists its product as uncharacterized. NCBI's taxonomy places the organism in Eukaryota, Viridiplantae, Streptophyta, Magnoliopsida, Malvales, Malvaceae. The record is from RefSeq and is a predicted model, not a curated record.
AUGGCGUCUUCAAGAGAAGGGCAUUACAGGGAAAUAAGGAAGAGGCCAUGGGGUAGAUAUUAUACAGCUGAAAUACGUGAUCAAUGUAAAAGAACUAUGGAUACGUUUGACACAACAGAAGAAGCAAAACCUAAAACCAACUUCCCUGCUCCAUCUUCCAAAGCUGUUCUGUCGUCCAAGAAAUCAAAGCCAUCUAAGUCUGAGGAGAAGAUUGUGAUUGUGAAGGCGCCUUUGAAUCAGAUUGAGCUUCCAAAACCGACACAUAACGGUGUAAAGUUGGCAAGAAAAGACUUACAAAAAGGGGUGGUCAGUAAUGGUAGAAGUAGGCGUGCUCAUGCGUCUAUCAAUGACAUGCAACCAUUGAGCCAUGGUUCCAACAAAUCCAACUCAUGCGGCAGCAGCAUUAAGUGUCGGUGUACCCAAAUUCCAAGUAAAUCACAGCAUGCAUCUAUCAAAAGAUCAUUGGGUUCGGAUCUUAGAAAGUGUAGUGCUGCGGAUGCCACUACAUUGGAUUGCAAGGGAAAAAUCACAUUGACAUCAUCACUAAUGAGCAAGUCUGAUAAUAUUCAACGUUCUGUUGGGGCUGUAAGUGCUUUGGUUCAUGAAAGUGUCUGUCUUAGUUCUCAACUUACAACUCCUACAACAUAUGCAUUGUUAACUCCUAUUGUUAACCUACAAAUGUCACCGAAGAAAGCUCUUCGGGCUGCAAUGCUGAAAAGUCGUUUUGCAGAUACCAUUUUGAAAGCUCAACAGAAUUUAUUACUUGUUCAUGGUGCAAAAUCAGAUCCAGUAAAGAUGCAACAGGAAAAGGAAAAGUUCGAAGAAGGUUGCAUGAAGAAAUGGCAAAGAUCGAAGCUCAGAUCAGAGCGGCUGAAGCCGCACCAAAACUGA